UUCUCUUGCCUCGCUGUGCCCCCUUGAAUCCGAAGGCGCCUCGCGAUUGGGUGCUGGGGCCGGGUACGUCAGUCAGACUGUGACGUGCAGUCUUCCUGUUUCCUUCAGCUGUGUCUUAAAGUAAAUCUUGUUGUGGAGCGGAGCCCUCAGCCGAGGGAGCGCUCGGAAAUCAUUCACCAUUGCAGCCGGGGAGAGCGAGCGGCGCACGAGAGCUCUGGCCCCGAGCGCCCGCGCCCGCUCCGCUCCGCUCCCGUGCCCCGCUCCGCGCCCCUGCGCGCCUCCCUCCUGCGCUCCCCUCGCCUCCGCUCCUCCGCCGCUCUCCGCUCCGCUCUUCUCCUCCUCGCCUCGCCUCAGCCGUCCUCUCCCUUCCCCGCCCUCGCCCCGCUCGCUCGCUGUCGCACAGACUCACCGUCCCUGGUCCAAUUACCACAUUCAUCACCCGCAAGACACCACCGCGUGCGCGCGCGUGGGCUCCUCUCCGCCGGCGCCGAGGGGGAGACAGGCUCCGUCCCACCGCUCUCCGCACGGCGAGAAAAUGGUGUUGUUUCAAUGAAUCAUAAUAAAAUAGCCUCUAGACAGUUUGUAAGCAGGAGCCUCAGUGGAACUCCGCGCCCCGCUCCUCCCAGCCCCCGAGAGGUCCCGGGAUUCUUGAGCUGUGCCCAGCUGACGAGCUUUUGAAGAUGGCACAAUAACCGCCCAGUGAUGCCUGACCAUGACAGCACAGCCCUCUUAAGCCGGCAAACCAAGAGGAGAAGAGUUGACAUUGGAGUGAAAAGGACGGUAGGGACAGCAUCUGCAUUUUUUGCUAAGGCAAGAGCCACGUUUUUUAGUGCCAUGAAUCCCCAAGGUUCCGAGCAGGAUGUUGAGUACUCCGUGGUGCAGCAUGCAGAUGGAGAGAAGUCAAACGUCCUCCGUAAGCUGCUGAAGAGGGCGAACUCGUAUGAAGAUGCCAUGAUGCCUUUUCCAGGAGCAACCAUCAUUUCCCAGCUGUUGAAAAAUAACAUGAACAAAAAUGGUGGCACGGAGCCCAGUUUCCAAGCCAGCGGCCUCUCUAGUACAGGCUCCGAGGUACACCAGGAGGAUAUAUGCAGCAACUCUUCGAGAGACAGUCCCCCAGAGUGUCUUUCCCCUUUUGGCAGGCCUACUAUGAGCCAGUUUGAUAUGGAUCGCUUAUGUGACGAGCACCUGAGAGCAAAGCGCGCCCGGGUGGAGAAUAUCAUUCGGGGAAUGAGCCAUUCCCCCAGUGUGGCAUUAAGGGGCAAUGAAAAUGAAAGAGAGAUGGCCCCGCAGUCUGUGAGUCCCCGAGAAAGUUACAGAGAAAACAAACGCAAGCAGAAGCUGCCCCAGCAGCAGCAACAGAGUUUCCAGCAGCUGGUUUCAGCCCGAAAAGAACAGAAGCGAGAGGAACGCCGACAGCUGAAACAGCAGCUGGAAGACAUGCAGAAGCAGCUGCGCCAGCUGCAGGAGAAGUUCUACCAGAUCUACGACAGCACUGACUCUGAAAAUGAUGAAGACGGUAACCUGUCCGAAGACAGCAUGCGCUCGGAGAUCCUGGAGGCCAGGGCCCAGGACUCGGUCGGGAGGUCAGACAAUGAGAUGUGCGAGCUAGACCCCGGCCAGUUCAUCGACCGAGCCCGGGCCCUGAUCAGAGAGCAGGAAAUGGCGGAAAACAAGCCCAAGCGGGAAACCAACAACAAAGAAAGAGACCACGGGCCAAACUCCUUACAGCCCGAAGGCAAACAUUUGGCCGAGACCUUGAAACAGGAACUGAACACUGCCAUGUCGCAAGUGGUGGACACUGUGGUCAAAGUCUUUUCGGCCAAACCCUCCCGCCAGGUUCCUCAGGUCUUCCCACCUCUCCAGAUCCCCCAGGCCAGAUUUGCAGUCAAUGGGGAGAACCACAAUUUCCACACCGCCAACCAGCGCCUGCAGUGCUUUGGCGACGUCAUCAUUCCGAACCCCCUGGACACCUUUGGCAACGUGCAGAUGCCCAGUGCCACAGACCAGACGGAGGCACUGCCCCUGGUUGUCCGCAAAAACUCAUCCGACCAGUCUGCCUCGGGCCCGGCCGCCGGCGGCCACCACCAGCCCCUGCACCAGUCGCCUCUCUCGGCCACUGCAGGCUUCACCACAUCCACCUUCCGCCACCCCUUCCCCCUCCCCUUGAUGGCCUACCCAUUUCAAAGUCCACUAGGUGCUCCCUCGGGCUCCUUCUCGGGAAAAGACAGAGCCUCUCCUGAAUCCUUAGACUUAACUAGGGACACCACGAGUCUGAGGACCAAGAUGUCAUCCCACCACCUGAGCCACCACCCUUGCUCACCAGCACACCCACCCAGCAGCGCCGAAGGGCUCUCCUUGUCACUCAUCAAGUCCGAGUGUGGCGAUCUUCAAGACAUGUCCGAAAUCUCACCUUACUCGGGAAGUGCAAUGCAGGAGGGAUUGUCACCCAAUCACUUGAAAAAAGCAAAGCUCAUGUUCUUUUAUACCCGUUAUCCCAGUUCCAAUAUGCUGAAGACCUACUUCUCCGAUGUAAAGUUCAACAGAUGCAUUACCUCUCAGCUCAUCAAGUGGUUUAGCAAUUUCCGUGAGUUUUACUACAUUCAGAUGGAGAAGUACGCACGUCAAGCCAUCAACGAUGGGGUCACCAGUACUGAAGAGCUGUCUAUAACCAGAGACUGUGAGCUGUACAGGGCUCUGAACAUGCACUACAAUAAAGCAAAUGACUUUGAGCAGGUUCCAGAGAGAUUCCUGGAAGUUGCGCAGAUCACAUUACGGGAGUUUUUCAAUGCCAUUAUCGCAGGCAAAGAUGUUGAUCCUUCCUGGAAGAAGGCCAUAUACAAGGUCAUCUGCAAGCUGGAUAGUGAAGUCCCUGAGAUUUUCAAAUCCCCGAACUGCCUACAAGAGCUGCUUCAUGAGUAGAAAUUUCAACAACUCUUUCUGAAUGUAUGAAUAGUAGCAGUCCCCUUUGGAUGUCCGAGUUCUAUGUGUCUAGAUUUUGAUUUCUGUGUGUAUGGGAGGCAUGGAUAUGUUAUGAAAUCAGCUGGUAAUUCUUCCUUAUCAUCCUUUCUCUCAUUUCCUUUUGUUUUCCAUUGUAAGGGGAUGGUUAUUUUCCUUCCGCCUUUAGUUUACUUUUACCCAAGGCCCUUAACAUUUGGAGACUUAAAAUAGGGUUAAUUUUCAGGGAAAAGGAAUGUUGGCAUGUGUAAAGUCGAUAUUAGCAAGGAGGGACGACUGUUAAUGGUGCACCUGCUGAAUAGACGGCUCAUUGCGAAUGGUGGUCUGCUGAGGGAAGCCUGUGACACAGCACAACUGUACAGAUAGUGAUGUGUCUCUUGUUUCUACUGCUAACGAGGUCUAAAAACUCAAUGAACCCACUUCAUACACUUAAAUCUUUUGUUUGGUUUUAAACUCAGUAAGCAGCUUUUUCUUAUGUAUUUAGAGCUCAUGCCAGUGACAAAUGAGCAGCUCACUUUUCCAAAGUACCCCACGAUGCCAAAAGAAAAAAGAAAAAAAAUCCCUAACUGUCAAGCCUUUCCUAAGAGGAAUGGCAGACACCCCAACUUAGUACCAUUUUCUUAUGGAAGCAAAGCAGUUUUGCACAAAACUGACUCUGUAGAGGAGACUGGAAAUUCAUAUGUGGUUUUCCAGUGACCGCUCUAAAUUUCACAGAUUCUUCUUCAUAAUGAGUGAGCUUAUAUCAUUCUUCCUGGAGGAAAAAACUCUAUAACUUGGUAUCACUUACUAUUUAUUUUGCAUCAGAUAUUAAAAGGCAAAUAAGUUUAAAAACUUGCUCUUUGCUCAACUGUGUUUAUAUACUUCAAAGAAAUCUUAUUUCUGUUUCAUAGUACUUUUUUCCCCUAAAGCACCAUUUUCUAAAUAUCUUUCUACAGUAAGGGAAAAAGGAAAUUCCAACAUGACCAUAAACUUCCUGCCUACGCUAGAAAUUUAUCGAUAGCUGUUAGCUGAUAUGGUCUUCACCUCUGAAGAGCUCCUAGGCCAGUGCCCUGUUCUCAUUUGCAAUCCCACUGCACUCUCCUGUGUAUGCAAAGUGGUGGCAGACAGUCUAAUUCCAUGUUUCCUCAUUUUAGGUAUAACACUGAAAAGCAAUUGCUAAUGCCUCUUCUACUCCAGAAGCGAGCAUUGACCAAAAUGUGAGAAGACUGAAUAGCAUAGGAAAGUGUGGGGUUCACCCAAAAGACACAAUUUCUGCACACACAAGAAGGCUAGCUGCUAUUUUAUGCUUUCUUCAAUGGUUCUCCUCUUUUUCCUUUCUUUCCUAGUUUUUUCCAAUGAUGUACAAUGUUGGAUUCUUGCAUUUAAAGAUUUGUCUGGCAUCCACGCUUGUUUUCUUAGAAGGAUGUUUGUGUGCAGAUGCAGUAAGAAUUCAUUGUUCAUUCUCACAGUGUUUUCCAGGUCCCUUUUGACCCCUAGGUAAUUUGAUAUACACCUUCUCAAACGACAUGGUAACAAAUCUGGUAUUUAAAACAGAUAGAACAUAAAUACCAUUCUCCCUUAAUUUUUUAUAAAAUUACAUUUGACUUUGGAGAAUGCAAGUUGACCCAUGUGACUGACUAGCUAACCCGAUUGCUGUAAUUUCACAUCAUUUAUAAAUUCUGCUGAUGGACGGGAAUGUAUGAACAUAAUUAUUGUCAGCACAACGCCUUAAAACCUGCUGACUUUAAAUGAAACUGUUGCCCUACAUUGCCCAGGAGUCCAGCAGGCCCUCGCAGUGUGGACAGAACACACAGCCAUGUGGGCUGGUGUGUCAAAUGCUGCACUCUGCCCCUGUGGCCACACACACCCCAGCCCCAGGCUCCUUCACAGGGGCCACAGAUCCAGUUUGGGAAUUUUCUGACUGGCUUAAAAAAAAAAAAAAAAAAACAAGUUUAGAUCAUCCUUAUGUUGGAGCAAAAUGCAAAAAAAAAAAAAAAAGUCCAGUCAGCACAAAGUCGGGAGGGAAUCGCAAUCCUGCUCACUCUUUUGACUUGCUUCCUUGGGAAGACUAUGACAUUCACUGUUCACAUCAGCACACCACUGGGUCUUUGCUGUUUCGUGUAAUUCAUAUCGACCUUUUGUUGCCCUUUGCAAGGCUAAAGGCCAAGCUGUAGUGUAUUCACCUAUGUAGACAGAUUGCUAGGUCCCUUCUUGAUCAGCGGCAAGUUCAUUAUUGAUUCCAAACUUAUUUGGACUUUUAGUAUUACUUUCCCCUGCCUUUCUCAUUCAGAUAGACAAAUUAAGCAGAAGUAUGCAUUCACAACUCAAUGUUGAUGCACUUACCUACUGAGAAUAUCCUCUCAAUGUUCACUGAGGCAUAGAAAUUAUUCCAAAGUGGAAAUUGCAGCAUAAGGACAAACUUACCUCUUGGUCCUGAAAAUACAGCUCGAUCACUUUGCUAUCAGGUUUUUCCCCUUUUACAAGUCACAAAUUCUUGUGCCUCCCAGUGCAUUGGAAUGUGACCAAAGCCUGUCUUUCAAAAUGCCUAUUUAACAGGUUCCAAAAAAAAAACCACCCAGAUUUCAAAUUUUAGCUCCAACUCUCACCACGUGAAAAUUGGCUUCUUGGGAGAAAGGUAACUUUCUAUGGUGGGAGGGUGAAGGACGAGGGAGUUUACAUAGGGAAAAAAAGUCUAAAGUCCAUGUUGAAAUACCACAUUACCACUUAUUUUCUGCUAACCCUGAAUUAUUUUUUUGCAUAUACACUUGAGGUUAUAGUCUGUGCCUACACCUAACAGCACCAGCGGGAGGAUUUUUAAAAAUCCUUCAAAAUACCAGUUUUUUCCCACAAGUACAAUUGUUCUUGUGCCUUCUGUGGCUUUUGGUUUCAUGUUUUUGACUUUAUUUCCAAUUACUACAGCUGCAAUAAACACUAGACUUUUUUUUUUUUCUGGCUGUUUGACAUAAUGUUGAUAGCUAUGCAUAUUUUGUGUCUUUUUAAAACAAAGCAGGAGAAUACGUUUUUGAAGAAGAGACUUUUUAGAACAGUUUGAUACCGCAAAUUAUUUUUUCCUCAAUUGUUUGAGCAGCAUUCGAGUUUUGAAAAUUCUUGUAGAAGCCAAUUUUUUGUAACUGUGGUGCAAAUCUUGUGUUUUCUUAGCCUAAUGAAAAGUAGUAUAGAAGCAAUAUUUCAUACCAUGUGCUAUGUAUGUGUGUGCAGGUGUGUAAACAUAAAAACACAGACACACAUAUACACACAUGUAAAAAUAUACAUAUAUAUGCGUGUGAAGUGGAAAGCUUACCUUUUCCUAUCUAGAUUUAAGAACCUAUUUUAGACAUUUGUUAUGUUUUGUGAAAAGAAUGUUCUAUUUGCAACAACAAACAUUUAAUUCUUACUGUAUCUCUGGCUGUUUAAUGAGGACGUUUCACAUUAAAAGGUAAAACACAUGGAAGAUGUUAGAAUGCAGUAAUUAUCGAAGUAAAUGUUCACCCACAUAAUCCUGACGUUUGCUUUGUGCCUCCGAGUAUUAUUUAAUUCAAGUGUUUUAUGUUUGCGGAAUCUUUGUUACUGUACUAGGGAUGUGGGUGAAUAUCAUUUCAAAAAAAAAAACACUUAAAACAACAACAACAACAAAAAAGUAAAACAGAAACACUAAAGCAAGAGGGGAACUUUUAUAAAGCAAUGUAAAUAUUUAACCUCAUGGCUGUUGUUACGUAAGACAUGAGAUUUCAAUAAAUAACUACAUUCUCACAACAUCUGUUGAAUUUAUUAGGAACACUACAGUGACCGUAUAGACAGUUGAAAGCAUUCUUGAAAAUCCUGCUCUCUCCUUUUAAAAGAUAACAGUUUCUUUUAUCAGAUGUCAAGGGCAAGGGUAAUGCAGUUUCUGUAAAUUUAUGAAAUUUCUUUUCUAUGUACAUGAAGACAUUUAGUAAGUAACCCCCACCCCUUCACACCACACACACACACACACACAUGUUAAUGUUAAGUCAUAGAGCUAAAGACUUGGGGACUUUAAAAAUAAGCUAUCCCCGGAAGCAAUCAUCAAUUCAUCAAGGAAGACAUGGUUUACAGACUCCCCUGGAAGAGGCAGUGCCCAGAAAGGACAGUGCAACAUCUCUUUGCCAUGUAUAUUAUAGAGUAUUCAUUGGUGUGAAUAGUACAAAUGUUUCCUUCUGGUACAAGCUCUGUGUUUGCAAAUUACAAGAAAGCAUUGUUUUCAAAAAGCUCCCCUGAAAAAAAUGUAACUGGUUUCUAUGAGGAAGCAGUUCCUGUAUUGCACUUAAAUGUUAUGUUGAAGGAAAUGCAGUUUUGUUUUCUGUAGAUCUGUUGGUUGUAAACCAUCUAUAAAAUGCUCAUUUUCAGAGCUGGGAUCAAAACUGGUAUUUAACCUUUGUAUCUUCUUAUAAUUCUCCUUCCAAGAAUAUAACAGAAUGUGGAAGCAUCUGGACUUGGAGUCCUUUCUACUGAGCCCUCUCAAAUCCGACACCCCCUAAAAGGCACAAGCAUAGCAGAAAAGGCUGACAGGCUGGCCUUUUGUGAAAAUGUAUACAUUCUGUAUUUUUUAAAUAUUCAAUUCCUCCACAGAGGGGGAGAAAGCAUUUUAAAAUUGUAUAUUAUCACUUCAAAUUUAGGACUAGAAAUACAAGUAUUUGGGGCUGGUCUCAGCACUACCUAGGAGAAUCAAAGGUCGUGGCUUCCCCCAAUAUUGUCCCAGCCAUUUCUCAUAUGUAUAUAGUAUAAACCGUGAUAAAACACUGCCUUUAUAUUAUUUAGCAAUAUGUUGUAAAUAGCAUUAUGAAGCUCUUUUUUUGUAAUAAAGACCCUUUGAUUUGAAUAUAGUACAAUAACUGAACUGAUAAAGUCAAUUUUUGAUUUUUUUUUAGCUAGAGGCAAUUUCAAUUGUGGAUUUUUGUUGUUGUCUAUUGUUCUGAAGACUUUGCAUAAUUUAUUGGUUUAAUUUAUCCUAAUUUAUUUGAUGAAGGUGUACAAUUUUGUAUUACCAAGGAUGUACUGUAAUAUUAAUUGAUAUGAUAAAAAAUGAGACUCCCUGUCCAUAUUAAAAAGAAAAUAAAAAGGUGCAGUAGACAAUUGAUUUUAAAGUAAAAGUAAACAAUUUAGUUUGGCAGCUACUAAAUUUUAGAACAAGAAAAAAAAAAGGUUGUUGUGGGGAGGGCGGGAAGGGGUUUUACUUUGUGUGUUUUAAGCUUUUGUAUACUCUCCAAACUUUGACCUUUUGCUUUGUACCACUUAAAGGAUACAGUAGUCCAAUUGCCUUGUGUGCCUUCCAUCUUCUCUUAAACUGAAUGUAUGUGCAGUAUAUAUGCAAGCUUGUGCAAAAUAAAAUAUACAUUACAAGCUCA
This is a messenger RNA of Lepus europaeus (European hare), 8297 nucleotides long. RefSeq names its product prospero homeobox 1 (gene PROX1). Lineage: Eukaryota; Metazoa; Chordata; Mammalia; Lagomorpha; Leporidae. Gene Ontology annotation, biological process: regulation of transcription by RNA polymerase II. Gene Ontology annotation, cellular component: nucleus. The record is from RefSeq and is a predicted model, not a curated record. Gene Ontology annotation, molecular function: DNA-binding transcription factor activity, RNA polymerase II-specific; RNA polymerase II cis-regulatory region sequence-specific DNA binding. Bases 703 to 2919 code for a protein of 738 amino acids. The transcript is spliced from 6 exons.